Messenger RNA from Nezara viridula (southern green stink bug), 1959 nucleotides. The record is from the annotation of a GenBank genome assembly. Lineage: Eukaryota; Metazoa; Arthropoda; Insecta; Hemiptera; Pentatomidae.
GUUGAUCUGUUCUAGUUCAUUCAAAGUUGUGUGAGAUCACACGUGCCGUCUCGUGUCGUGCAAUAUCCACUCUCUCAUCUGGUGCUCCAUUUAGCGCGUGUCCUCUCCCAAUCAGAUCAAGAUAUCAAGCAAAACAAGAUGGUGGAUGGACAAAAACAACAAUUUAUGGUGAAAGGAUGGGAGAAUGGGCCAUCCAGUAAAAGGGACUUGAAGGGACCAGGGAAGAUAAAGGAAGACCCAAUCUUGUACAGAGCCUUCUAUAUGGUUUACAUAUUCUUCUUCCUUGUCUGGGAGUUAGCUGCAGCCUUCGGUUCGUUCCUUUGUAGGCUGAUCCUGAGGCCAGAACCGAAGUCACUCAGAGGAAGGGUGUGCUUGGUGACUGGAUCAGGCCGCGGGCUAGGACGGGAAUUCUGCCUGGCAUUGGCGAGAGAGGGAGCUGUCAUCGCCUGUGCUGACAUAAACGAAGCCAACAACAAAACGACAGCAGAGAUGGUGAAGGAGUUGGGAGCCAAGGUGGUCCCCUAUACAGUCAACAUAGCUGUCAAAAAAGAUGUUGAAAAUCUUGUCUCUCGAAUAGAGAAAGACCUGGGACCAAUUUUCCUGUUGAUCAACAACGCCGCCAUUGUGGUCAACACGUAUGGAUUCCAAGAAGAUUUUUUGAGAGCUACCUUCAACACUAAUGUCUUCGGGCCAACUUGGCUAAUGAAUGCAGUUCUGCCAACUAUGAAAUUAAGAAAUGAAGGACACAUCGUCAAUAUCGCCUCUGUAGCCACCAUGAUGGUGUUGCCCCCUAUGAUGGUAUAUGGGGCAACCAAAUCAGCUAUGACUUAUUUAAGCAACUGCCUACGUGCUGAACUGCUAAUGGAGAACCACGACAACAUAGUAAUUACAACUGUACAUCCAAUAUUCAUGAAUUCAUCAGAAGAUUACUUAUCAUAUGUAUCUGCAAAAGUAACUAUGUGCAUAGAAAUGGAAGAAGUUGUGAGAGCAACGAUGAAUGCUAUCCAUUACAACUAUGAUGAAGUGCCAGUGCCUUCCUACAUCAAGUAUCCACUUCUUUUAAUAACAGAAAUGAUGCCUUCCAGGACAGGAGCAAAACUCUUACAGCUGAUAAUUAACCACAUUAUCAUACCUAAUGCUGACCAGUUCAAGCAGCUGCCCUGGUAUGAUUUAGUCAAGGAAUGUUCUCUUAUGGAAACACAGAAGGAGAAAUGAAUAACACUCAUCUAAAAUAAUGAGUAAUGAAUAUUAGCAGGACUAUUAUUCUUUGAACAGAAUUUAAUUUUGCCCAAGAUUUUGUGGGUUUAUCUAUUUUGCAUGAAAAUCAACCACGCAUUCACUAAUGCACCAAAGAAUAACUGACUGAUUAAACCGAAAACUGGUUAUUUUAAUUUCAGUUUUUAAAAACCAUUAUUUCUUUAAUUGCCCGAUAAUCAGGCAAAAAUAACCUGAAUUAAAAAAAAUUAAUGUUUUAAUGAUAAUAUUAAGUAUAUUCUAAAAAAUAUAUAUUCAAUCAAGUUUGUAUUCAAUAAGCAGUGGUUUUUUUUUUUGUCUUCCUUUUUGAUUAUCUAAACGACCAAUCUCGAGCCUCGAAUUCUCUUUACCUGAGGACCUUCGUGUUUGGGCUUUAUUAUUUUUAUUAUUUUAUUGAGUAAUAUAACAUUCUGUCACAACAUGAAUAAUGUUUAUAGAGAAAAAAUAAAUCAUUCACACCAUAUUUAUAGAAAAUAUAAGGAAAUAAAGGCAAAAUAAUAAUCAAAAUGUAUAUACAAUAAAUAACAAUAAAAUAAAUUUAAGAAUAACUAAAGCAAAAUACAUAGCCUUACCUAUGUAUGCUAUUUACAAUCAGCUAAUAGAAUUUGUCCUUAUAACUAUAGAGUGAAAAGCAGUACUGCAGGAGAUCCCUGCGAAACUCUCUCGAGCGCCACUGGUACUAAAAGCCAAUUGAAAUUGAGUGAG